GAGGGCGGAAGCUGUGUAUGGCCGGGACUGUGGCGCUGCCUGGGCGGGGAUGCUGUUCCUGUUGCUAGACGACAAGCACUAGCUCUCGUCACUUCCUUCGCCCGCGUCUGCCCACUCCCCAGGCCGGAACAAGGAGACCCGGAGCCCUGGUGAGCUCAAGAGUUGUCCGCCGAGGUCCAGCACUGCACCCAGCCCGGCGGCGGGAGUCGGGGCCACGCCACCUGCAGGGAAGAACCCGAGCGGAGGCGGGAAGAUGGCUGCAGACAAGCCUGCAGAUCAGGGAGCAGAGAAGCAUGAUGGGACAGGUCAGUCCUCCGGAAUCACUGACCAGGAGAAGGAGUUGUCCACUGGCGCUUUCCAAGCUUUCACAUCUGGAAAUUAUGAUGCCUGUCUGCAACACCUUGCCUGUCUACAAGAUAUAAACAAAGAUGAUUAUAAAAUAAUAUUGAAUACAGCAGUAGCUGAAUUUUUUAAAAGUAAUCAAACAACAACAGAUAAUUUGAGACAAACACUUAACCAGCUGAAGAAUCAGGUCCACUCUGCUGUUGAAGAGAUGGAUGGAUUAGAUGAUGUUGAAAACAGCAUGCUGUAUUAUAAUCAAGCAGUCAUUCUUUAUCAUCUGCGGCAAUAUACAGAGGCAAUAGCAGUUGGUGAAAAACUUUAUCAGUUCAUAGAACCUUUUGAAGAAAAAUUUGCCCAAGCAGUGUGUUUUUUGCUUGUAGACCUAUAUAUAUUAACCUACCAAGCUGAGAAAGCUUUGCAUCUUCUUGCCGUCCUAGAAAAAAUGAUUUCACAGGGUAACAAUAACAAAAAUGGAAAAAGUGAGACUGGCAAUAAUACCAACAAAGAUGGAGCUAAUCAUAAAGCUGAAAGUGGAGCUCUGAUUGAAGCUGCAAAGUCAAAGAUACAUCAGUACAAAGUAAGAGCAUACAUCCAAAUGAAGUCCCUGAAAGCAUGCAAAAGGGAAAUCAAGUCAGUCAUGAACACAGCUGGAAACUCUGCACCCUCCCUGUUUCUUAAAAGCAAUUUUGAGUACUUAAGGGGCAAUUACCGAAAAGCUGUGAAGCUAUUAAAUAGUUCAAACAUUGCUGAACAUCCAGGAUUCAUGAAAACAGGUGAAUGCCUGAGAUGCAUGUUCUGGAAUAAUCUUGGCUGUAUCCAUUUUGCCAUGAGCAAGCACAACUUGGGGAUUUUCUACUUUAAGAAAGCUCUGCAGGAGAAUGACAGUGUCUGUGCACAACUCAGUGCAGGUAGCAUUGAUCCAGGCAAAAAAUUUUCAGGAAGGCCCAUGUGUACAUUAUUAACCAACAAGAGGUACGAGUUGCUGUAUAACUGUGGAAUUCAGCUUCUUCACAUUGGAAGGCCUCUUGCUGCCUUCGAGUGUCUGAUUGAAGCUGUUCAGGUUUAUCAUGCAAAUCCCCGCCUUUGGCUUCGGCUGGCUGAAUGCUGCAUUGCUGCCAAUAAGGGGACAUCUGAACAAGAAACUAAAGGUCUUCCAAGCAAAAAGGGAAUUGUACAGUCCAUUGUUGGUCAAGGCUAUCAUCGUAAAAUAGUUCUGGCAUCACAGUCUAUACAGAACACUGUAUAUAAUGAUGGGCAGUCUUCAGCCAUUCCUGUAGCCAGUAUGGAGUUUGCAGCCAUUUGUCUCAGAAAUGCCCUGUUGCUAUUACCUGAAGAACAGCAAGAUCCAAAGCAGGAAAAUGGGUCUAAAAAUAGUAAUCAAUUAGGGGGGAACACAGAAAGCAGUGAAAGCAGUGAAACUUGCAGUAAAAGCCAUGAUGGAGAUAAGUUCAUUCCAGCUCCACCUUCUUCUCCAUUAAGAAAACAGGAAUUAGAAAACUUAAAGUGCUCCAUACUUGCCUGCAGUGCUUAUGUAGCUCUGGCUUUGGGUGAUAACCUUAUGGCUUUGAAUCAUGCAGAUAAACUUCUUCAACAGCCCAAGUUGUCAGGAUCUCUUAAGUUUUUGGGACAUUUAUAUGCUGCAGAAGCCCUCAUCUCUCUCGACAGAAUAUCUGAUGCUAUUACUCACUUGAACCCAGAGAAUGUCACUGAUGUCUCCUUAGGGAUCUCUUCAAAUGAGCAGGACCAAGGAUCAGACAAGGGUGAAAAUGAAGCAAUGGAAUCCUCUGGGAAGAGGGCCCCUCAAUGCUACCCCAGCUCCGUCAGCUCUGCCAGGACUGUGAUGCUGUUCAACCUUGGCAGUGCGUACUGCCUGCGGAGCGAGUAUGACAAAGCCCGGAAGUGUCUGCACCAGGCUGCUUCAAUGAUCCAUCCUAAGGAGGUACCGCCUGAGGCCAUCUUGCUGGCAGUCUACUUGGAACUGCAGAAUGGUAAUACCCAGCUGGCCUUACAGAUCAUCAAAAGGAACCAGCUUCUCCCCACAGUGAAAACCCACUCUGAAGUGAGGAAGAAACCAGUACUUCAGCCUGUCCACCCGAUCCAGCCCAUCCAGAUGCCAGCUUUUACCACUGUGCAAAGGAAGUGAUGUCCAACUGUUACCUGAGAACCCAGAGCAGUAUGUCCUGGCCCUUUUAGUUGUAUCGCAGCAAAGCGAAUAAAUAAAAGACUGAUGGUGAAGAGUGCUAAUUUUGAAGACACAGUUUUGACACUGUUCUUCCCUUGAUUUUUUUUUGCCAGAAGUUUACUUAAAAUUAAGGAUCCACAAACUUGUUUUCAACCAUUUUUCUUUAAGCUCUGUCAGACUAUUAAUUUUGAACUACUAUUUGAUGUAUUUGUGUCAUAGGUAAUUAAAACAACAUCUUACCAGGACAGUCUUGCAUGUUCUUGUAACUGUUGGAGUGUUGUACAAUUUGACAGCGAAGACAAUCAACAGUACUCAACUAGCCAGGCCAGAAACUAACCUUGGGGUGGAGGAAAGGGGAUAAAGUUGAUAUGUGUUAUGCAUACUAGAAGGACUAGAAGAUUCACAAUAACCUAUAGGGUAUAAUUGGGCUAAAAUGGGCCAACUGGUCUGUUAAAAGUCAUUUCCUAAACCAUUAUAGACAAAGAGGGGUUCACUGCACUGAGCUGGUUUAAGUUAUUAAGCCUGUAAUAUUAGAACUGGCCUUGCCCAGAUGUGGUGGUACAUGCCUGUAAUCCAAGUUACGUGGAAUGAGUAGGUGAUAGGAUUGAGGUCCAAGGACAGCUCUUGUCAAAAAUACGAGACCCCAUCUAAAAAAAAAAACUAGGAC
This is a messenger RNA of Castor canadensis (American beaver), 3191 nucleotides long. It is a transcript of the gene Cnot10, whose product is annotated as CCR4-NOT transcription complex subunit 10. The record is from RefSeq and is a predicted model, not a curated record. Lineage: Eukaryota; Metazoa; Chordata; Mammalia; Rodentia; Castoridae. Gene Ontology annotation, cellular component: CCR4-NOT complex. Gene Ontology annotation, molecular function: protein binding. Gene Ontology annotation, biological process: mRNA catabolic process; negative regulation of translation.